Molecule: messenger RNA, 1788 nt
Organism: Rotaria socialis
Lineage: Eukaryota; Metazoa; Rotifera; Eurotatoria; Philodinida; Philodinidae
Source: the annotation of a GenBank genome assembly
AUGAAGGGUAAACGAUCAUCACCGAAUGCAGUUUGGCCACAACCACAGCACAGCAAUAUUUCUAUCGAUCUGUUGUAUAUUCGUCCGAAUGAUCUUGCAGUGUAUUCAAAUCUGCAAACAUGCGAUAUUAUCGGAAAAGCUAUUGAAAGAUAUAAGCCUAUUUUCUUUCCACCAACACUCACGAUGAAUCAGCCAUCGGCAAGUAUGGAGAAUAUUUUGCAAAACUUAACAUUGAAUAUCAAAGGUAACAUUCAAUGUGAGAAACAUAUUGAGCUCAAUUCAAAUGAAGCUUAUAAUUUAACCAUCAAACAGAAAGUUGCUUUAGUCGAAGCAUUUACUGUUUGGGGUUUAUUACGUGGUCUAGAAACAUUUUCACAAUUGAUCUAUAUCAACGAACAAAAUUAUGUUGUAAUCAAUAGUUCAGUAGAUAUUAUUGAUAGUCCUCGAUUUCGUCAUCGCGGUGCUAUGCUUGACUCAGCAAGACACUUUAUACCAGUAUCGAUAAUUAAAAAGAAUCUCGAUGUCAUGUCAUACAAUAAAUUCAAUGUAUUUCAUUGGCAUCUUGUCGAUGAUCAAUCAUUUCCAUUUGAAAGCAAAACAUUUCCAAAUCUUUCACGAGCGGGUGCCUUUUCUCCGGAUCAUGUUUACACACCAGCUGAUGUAGUAGAUAUUAUUGAACAUGCACGAUUACGUGGUGUUCGUGUUAUACCAGAAAUCGAUACGCCUGGUCAUACAUAUUCAUGGAGUAAAUCCAUGCCUGAAUUGAUUACUGUUUGUUGGGCACAUGGAAAGCCUCGUCAGGCUAUUUAUUCAAUUCAAGGUGAAACGGAAAUAUUUAAUCCAAGCGAACCGAAAGUUUAUUCAACGAUGGAUGCACUUCUUCGAGAAGUUCACGAUCGAUUUCCUUCAAAUUAUAUUCAUCUCGGUAUGGAUGAAGUUUAUGACAAAUGUUGGCUUUCGAAUCCAAAUAUUCGUCAAUGGAUGGUUGACAAUAAUAUUCUAAGCACAAGAAAUCUUCAUAGAUACUAUGCCGAUCAAAUAUUAAAUAUAGCACGUAAUAUUAGUGUGACACCAAUUGUUUGGCAAGAUGUUUGGGAUGAACACGUCAAAUUACCACCAGGUACUAUUAUUCAAGUAUGGAAAGAUUCCAGUGAUAAUAUUGAGUUUAAUACAUGGGCUUCAUAUUUAAAUCGAGCAGCAAACGAAGGUUAUUAUGUUAUACUUUCAAGUCCUUGGUAUAUUAAUUAUAUUGGUUAUGGAAAAUAUAAUACUGAUGCAUCGGUUAUGAAUUUGGAAUUUUUUAAAUACUACGAAGUUGAACCACUCAAACAAUUUUCUGGAUCCAAUGAAGCUCGAGAGCGAGUUCUUGGCGGAGAAGCGUGUCUUUGGGGUGAAUUUGUUGAUGGAACAAAUUUACUUUCACGUUUCUGGCCUAAAGCAGCUGCUGUUGCCGAACGCUUAUGGAGUCCGGCACAUGUAAAUAAUUCUGAAGAUGCUCAAUUUCGAUUGGAUAUUCAUCGAUGUCGUCUUUUAAGACGAGGAAUACCAGCUCAACCGAUUCUCAAUGGUUAUUGUGGUAACUAUGAAUCAGGCAUGUCAAAGUCAAUGAUUCAUCAUCCAUCAUUCAAUUACGAUCAUCCAAAACCAAUUGAAACGACGGUAGUACCGUUUGAAAAAAUCUUUGCUAGUCUAUCUUCAACAUCAUCGAAAAUAUGCAAUAAUAAAGUUUCUCAUGUCGUUUAUUUAUUACUAGCAUUAUUUUAUGUAUGUUACUCUCGUAAAGAAUGA